Molecule: messenger RNA, 2069 nt
Organism: Galdieria sulphuraria
Lineage: Eukaryota; Rhodophyta; Bangiophyceae; Galdieriales; Galdieriaceae
Product: UVB-resistance protein UVR8-like / chromatin binding / guanyl-nucleotide exchange factor isoform 2
Exons: 7
Coding region: 43-2034 (663 amino acids)
Molecular function (GO): protein binding
Source: RefSeq, a predicted model, not a curated record
AAAGUUUGUACAACGAUUGAUGACAAGUGCUUUCUUUGGAGGAUGACAGACGAUCAUAUAUGUGAGCAUUCUACGUCUUUAACUUUGUCUUUCUCAAACCAAGCUUAUUCAAGAGAUAACGACUCCUCUAAUGGAGUUUUUUCACCUUGCUUGAGGAACAAAGAUCAGACCAGUGUUGUUGACAACUCAGUGCACUUGUUGGAAAGUGAUAACCACAAGUUACAAGGUGUAUUUUCUUUUGGUGAUAAUUCGGAAGGUUGUUGUGGUCUAGGAAGUCUUGAAAGUAGCCGCCAACCCAUUCCUGCUCAUGUUGCUACCUUGGCUAAUAAAAAAGUAGUCCAAGUCGUCUGCGGUCAUCGACACGUGCUUGUGCUUACAGUGGAAGGUGAAGUUUAUUCUUUCGGUUCCAAUAAAUUGGGUGAAUGUGGAACAGGAGUGGCUUCAUCUACCCCCAUUCCUUCACCUGUUCCUAUUACUACUAUCAACUAUGAUGAAAGAGGCUGCUCUUUAGAUGAUGAGGGUCGCAUACAGAUUAUCAACGAAAGAAUACCUAAAAAGGCUUCCAUUCCAGUUUAUACAAAGAAUGGAAAUACCAAAAUUCGUAGAGUUGUUUUCAUAGCAGCUGGUUAUAGUACAUCAUUUGCACUUACAGAUGAUGAUAGAGUAUAUGUAUGGGGUAGAAAUGAAUCGGCUGCUCUGGGUUUAGGUAUUUCAGGUGGUUGUGUACAUACUCCUGUAAUGAAUCCUUAUCUAUCUGGCUUAUGUCUUGUUGAAAUUGCUAGUGGAGGAGUACAUGGCUUGGCUUUAACCAAACAAGGUGUUGUUUAUGGUUGGGGUGGAAACAGUUAUGGUCAGGUUGGAUUUCCUUCAGGUUCUGGAGCUUCUAGUAUUGUUGCUUAUCCAACUAUCAUCACUUCACUUCAAUGCACACAUUUUAGUCAUAUUUCAUGUGGAAAAGAUAUGAGUUUUGUCGUAUCCACACAAGAUGAUGAAGUUUGGGCCUUUGGAUAUAAUGCACAUGGAGAGUUGGGACUAGGACACACAAAUCCUGUUCCUGAACCACAGCAAGUUGUUGGACUGCAAUCCAAAGGAAUCAUUCAGAUUGCUGCUGGUAUUCGACAUGUCUUGGCACUUUCUUCUUCAGAACUAGUUUAUGCUUGGGGAGAAAAUAAUUAUGGACAACUGGGAGAUGGAACUGUAGAAAACUCUACUUUGAUAAAGGAAAUUCAUAUAUUGCGGAAUAGACGUGUAAUUCAAGUUUCUGUAUCUGAAUGUGCUUCUUUUGCAGUAACAAUACAUGCAGAACUGUUUGUCUGGGGUUCAAACGAGAGACAUGUUCAUGGACAUCCAUCUGCAUCAGGUUUCUUAUCUCCUCGUAUGGCUACUUGGUUAUCCCAUUUGGAGACUUGUCAUGUUGCUUCUGGAUUGCAGUUUACCAUCGUUUAUCAAAAUGCCAGACUUGAAAAGGAGAUUCCGUCAUCUUCUUUGAUGAACGAUUGGAUAGCUAUGUUAGAAACGGGACAGUUUACAGAUGUCACCAUUUUUGUAGGUUCUCAAAGGACACCUUUACGUGCUCAUCGUUUGGUAUUGAUUACGCGAUGCGAUGUAUUUCGUAGAAUGUUUUUGACGGAUUGUGUAGAAAGUCGAACUGGAAACAUUGAAGUUCCCGAUGUUGCUCCACAUGUCUAUCAAUUAUUUUUACGUUAUUUAUACGGAGACCAGAUAAAUAUUCCUUUGGAAUUUGCUAUCGACUUAUUGGCCUUGGGCGAUCGAUACAACUUACCAAGAUUGAAAGCCUUGUGUGAAGAAUGUCUAAGAAAGCAUCUGACUAUUACAAAUGCUGCUAAAAUAUUUGAAGCUGCAUCUUUAUAUGAUUCUAAAGAGUUGAAACAAGUUUCUUUGCAACAAGCAUUUGAUUUUGGAUAUUUUGGUGACAAGUCCAAGUUUUUUACGAUUUACUACCAAAAGUUUGGAACAACAACCAGCCAUGACAGUGGAACUGCACAAAGAUGGAAAAGAAUCUUCUAUUCCUGAUGAAAUUGGGGAACAAGAAACACAACAACUAGUAG